AUGGCAUCCAAUGAUGAUAAUCUUGAUCGAACUGAUUCCGAAUGUGAUUUAUUUGAUAUAUUACAUAUUAGUAGACAUGCCGAUACAACCACGAUUCAACAAGCUUUUCGUCGAUUAACACUUCUUUAUCAUCCUGAUAAACAUCGAGAUGCACGUAAUGAACAAUUAGCUAUGCAUUUAUUUAUUCAAGUUAAAAGUGCUUAUGAUAUUUUGAAUGAUCCACAAAAACGUGCUAUUUACGAUGUUAUUGGAAUGAAAGGUUUAAAAAUCGAAGGAUGGGAAGCAUCUGUACAUGCAACAAUAAAUUUAGCUGAUGUAUUUAUUAGUGAUGUGUUACCAAAAAUCGAAACAACAGAUUUUAGUGUUGAACAAGGUAUUGAUAUUCCAUUAACAAGUCAAGAUAAUACAGCAACAAUAAAUGCUAGUGUAACAACACGUAAUGGACGUGGUAUAGGAACAUUAACAACUUCAUUUCGACGUAUUUCUUCAGAUUUAUCUUGGUUUCGUCUAAGAAAAUUUUAUUAA
This is a messenger RNA of Rotaria sp. Silwood2, 525 nucleotides long. The record is from the annotation of a GenBank genome assembly. NCBI's taxonomy places the organism in Eukaryota, Metazoa, Rotifera, Eurotatoria, Philodinida, Philodinidae.